Molecule: messenger RNA, 694 nt
Organism: Crotalus tigris (Tiger rattlesnake)
Lineage: Eukaryota; Metazoa; Chordata; Lepidosauria; Squamata; Viperidae
Product: metallothionein-1-like
Exons: 3
Coding region: 149-340 (63 amino acids)
Molecular function (GO): metal ion binding
Source: RefSeq, a predicted model, not a curated record
AGCUUUUGCACCCGCUGCCCCGCGGGGAAUAAAUAGCGGCCGUGCGUGGCUCUCCGCCUUCACUGGAUGCGCAUCUUCGCCUGAGUCUGUCUCUCUCUCUCUCUCUCUCUUUGCGUCAACCGGAGCCCGGAGACCCCAAAGCGCCCGCAUGGAUUCCGAAGACUGCUCCUGCUCCAUCGGUGGGGUCUGCUCCUGCGGCAACAACUGUCAGUGUAAAAAUUGUAAAUGCAAAUCUUGCAGGAAAAGCUGCUGUUCCUGUUGCCCGGUGGGCUGUGCCAAGUGUGCCCAGGGCUGUAUUUGCAAAGGCCCCCCUGCCACUAAAUGCAGCUGCUGCAAGUAAAGAGAGGCUGGCUCCGGCAGUCUUGAAAUCUGUAUAUUUGCCUGCAGAAAUGUAAUGUUCCUGUCCGGUUAUAUUUUUGCUAUUGCGUGCUCUCUCACCGUUAGUUGCGAACGUAAACGACGCUGACAGUAAUAAAGCCAUGUGUGUAUAUAAGGAAUGUUUGUGGUGUUUUGGCAUUUGCCUUUGCCAAGGGACCUGCAGGAGGCAUUAAUAGGUGCAAGAUGCUGUAUUCGUUAGGAAUCUGCUCUUCAGUGAAGUUCUAUUACGGCUAAAUUUCAGAUAUCAGAAUUUUUGGCAACCGAUUGCAAGGUACUAACUCCAGUUUAAAAAUAAAAUGAUUUUAAAUAGCUAAAA